CUUUUGGCAGGCCAUUUGCGGCAGUUCCAAAGAAGUCGAAGGAAGAGCCCAGCCAUGUCCCGAUCAAAGUUGCUCGAAGCCUUCAAGUUCGCGGUCUACGUCACGAUGCCCAUUGGCGUCACCUACGUCUACAUGCAGCCCGAGAUUGUCACGGCGGCCGUCCAAAAGAUGGACUACAUCAACUACCCCGCGCAGCAGUACACGCGCGAAGAGAUCAUGGACAAGAUGAAGCAGGGCUCGGACGAGCGCAAGCGUCGCCAGUAAGGCAAAACACGUUCUGUACAUGCAGGAAACAUUCUGGUACAUGCAAAUGACAUCGCCAAGUCGCAUGGA
Molecule: messenger RNA, 333 nt
Organism: Saprolegnia diclina VS20
Lineage: Eukaryota; Oomycota; Saprolegniomycetes; Saprolegniales; Saprolegniaceae
Exons: 3
Coding region: 55-264 (69 amino acids)
Biological process (GO): mitochondrial respiratory chain complex IV assembly
Cellular component (GO): mitochondrion
Source: RefSeq, a predicted model, not a curated record